Molecule: messenger RNA, 1635 nt
Organism: Hibiscus syriacus
Lineage: Eukaryota; Viridiplantae; Streptophyta; Magnoliopsida; Malvales; Malvaceae
Product: berberine bridge enzyme-like 14
Exons: 1
Coding region: 1-1602 (533 amino acids)
Molecular function (GO): FAD binding; oxidoreductase activity
Source: RefSeq, a predicted model, not a curated record
AUGAAUUAUCCAAACUCUUCAAUUCUCCCAUUCAUUGCCUUAUCAUUAUUAUUACUAUCAUCAUGGCUGCCAUGUCGAGCGACAUCACACUCUUCUUCUUUAGUUGAUAAUUUUCUCCGGUGUCUUUCUAACAGAUCUGCUCCGUUGCUCGAAUCAGUUUACACUCGAACUAAUCCCUCUUUCGAAUCCGUUCUUCAAGCUCGCAUCCGAAACCGAAGGUUUUUGACCUAUCAAACACCUAAACCGGUUGCCAUUGUGGCACCCAAACAUGUUUCCCAUGUCCAAGCUACCGUUGUCUGUGCGAAGGAUAAUGGCCUGCAAAUCAGGAUCCGAAGUGGCGGCCAUGAUUUUGAGGGUCUUUCGUAUACAUCGAAUAUCACAUUCCUCGUUCUGGACAUGUUCAAUCUUCAAUCAAUCAAAGUUGAUGUCAAUAAUGAGGUUGCCUAUGUUCAGGCCGGCGUGACACUCGGUGAACUUUACUACAAAAUCGCUUACGAAAGCGGAGUUCAUGCCUUCCCUGCGGGAAUCUGCACUACUCUCGGUGUCGGUGGUCAUUUCACCGGCGGUGGAUACGGGAACAUGAUGAGGAAAUACGGGCUCUCGGUCGAUAAUGUCCUCGACGUUGAGGUUGUUGACAUUACUGGCAAUAUCCUCAACCGAACCACCAUGGGUGAGGAUCUAUUUUGGGCCAUUAGAGGCGGCGGCGGAGAAAGCUUCGCCGUCAUCGUUGCAUGGAAGAUCAAGUUGGUUAGAGUACCGGAGAAAGUGACGGUGUUCAAUGUGCCUUUCACUUUAGAACAAGGCGCAACCGAUGUCGCAUUCAAGUGGCAACAAGUUGCACCUAAACUUGACGAAAACCUCUUCAUAAGACUACAAUCAUCUGUCGUAAACGGCUCUAUAUUAAUCAAUUUCAUCGGUUUCUUCCUAGAAGAAUCCGAUAAACUCAUUCCACUGAUGAACCAAACCUUCCCUGAGUUGAACCUUACCAAAACAGAUUGUAUAGAAACGAGUUGGAUCGAAUCAGUUCUUUACUGGGCCGGUUUCCCGACCGGAACGUCGGUCGUAGCUUUACUAAACACCACACAUGGGACACAGUAUUAUACCAAGAUCAAAUCGGAUUACGUCAAAACCGUGAUUUCCAAACAGGAUUUGGACACGGUAUGGAAGUUGUUGAUUGACUUGGCAAAUAGUACAAGUGCAAGCGUAUCAAUGAAUUGGAAUCCAUAUGGAGGAAAAAUGAGUCAAAUCCCUGAAUCGGACACCCCAUUUCCUCAUAGAUCCGGGAACUUGUUCUUGAUCCAGUAUGUCGUUUACUGGACCGAAGAAGGGUCUAAUGUGACGAACCAUAACAUCGAUAGAGUUCGAUACAUGCAUUAUCAGAUGUCGCCGUUCGUGUCGAAGAUGCCGAGGGAGGCGUUUUUGAAUUACAGAGAUAAUGACAUAGGAAGCACCGCAAGUGACCGGACGAAUAUCGGGGAUGCUCUAAUCUAUGGGCCCAAGUACUUCAAGGACAAUUUCCAAAGGUUGAUGAUGGUUAAAGCUAAGGUGGAUCCUGAUAAUUUCUUCAAGAAUGAACAAAGUAUACCUCCAAUGAUCAAGUGACGUUCAUCCAUGGUUUUAUUCCUACAAUAAAUU